Epinephelus moara (kelp grouper) is the source of this 5529-nucleotide messenger RNA. Its product is annotated as E3 SUMO-protein ligase ZBED1-like. The record is from RefSeq and is a predicted model, not a curated record. Gene Ontology annotation, molecular function: protein dimerization activity; DNA binding. The coding region runs from base 2416 to 4467 and encodes 683 amino acids. Lineage: Eukaryota; Metazoa; Chordata; Actinopteri; Perciformes; Serranidae. The transcript has 2 exons.
UCCACUUUUAUUUCCUGCAUUUAUUUCCUGUGUUAGUCGUUAAAACCCGGUGUAUCAUUCCCCCGCUUGUGUGCCGAACUCCGUCAGAAAUGUGACAGUUUUUAAAACUCUGAUCUUAUUCAUCGACUAAUGAAAACACUAAAUGGAUUCUGACUGAAGACGGUUUAACAGCAGGGUCUUGUCAUCAGUUCGGCGUUGGUCUGAUACACAGAGCACGUCAAGUUUAGAGAGGCUCACUCCUUUUACUGCGGUCAAGCAGUGUGCGUGUGUAUUCGUAGUAUUACGGUACGGAUGGUGAAAACGGCCAAAAGUGAUGGAGUCGCCCGUUUCUCAGCAACGCUUUCUCCCCUGUUUCUCCCAUUGAUAUACCUACCGUACUCUUUUUUUGAAGGAGCUCUAAAUUAAUUGGUAUUUUUAUUGACAGUAAUACACAUGCAUAGAGUUAAUACUGAAUGUGGGGAAAUUCUGAUUAUACUAUACGGUAAUUUGAGCAGACUUUACCUUUUAAAUUCCUCAUAAACUCUUCAGUAAAACUGUAUGAAAAUUUGAUAUGAUCAUUGUGGGCGUCACCUACAACAAGAUUCCAUUAAAAGAUUUAUGUAACCCUAUGAAGGAUUUUUUAAGUAAUAUUUAAUAUUAGGCAACUCUGAUUACAUUUUGUUGUAUUUUGAGCAGACUUAACCUUUAAAUUCCUCAUAAACUCUACAGUAAAAUUGUAUGAAAAUUAAUCUGGAUGUAGUGUGGGUCACCUAGUCAAAUGCAAGGUGGUUUAAUAUGUAUCUACCUGCUAGAGUGAUGUUUUUUUGUGGUGAAAAUCCCUUAAAUUUAUGAGAACAGUGCUAGAGAGUUACGAGUUACAUGAGGUGAAUUUAGUUGCAAUAUGUUGAGUUUUGUUGUAAAAUAAAUUGUGAUUUAUUACCUUUUUUCCAACUGCAAAUUAUGUCCCCAUAGAAAUGAAAUGAAGUGGACUGAAAAUCAAUUGAUUAUAUUAUUCUAGUAGGCUAGCAAAAGUUUACACACAAAAACAUCGGGAUACUAUGCUGUAUCCAUUUUUAUCCCUCGACCAUAAUAUUUUAUGAUAUUGACAUAGCUGAUGUUGAGUCCAUCUGCUCAGGACCAUGAGAUGUCUUUAGACGUCAUCUGCGGACCUUGAGUUCAAAUUAUUUUAUGAAUGACAGCAAAAAUCACGUGGAACAGCUGCCUCAAAAGCCUCGUUUCCACCAAGCAGUCUGGUUCAGUUCUGCUCUGUUCGCCACCCAUUAGGGAUGUUCCUGGCGACUAAUUUCCCUGUCAACCAAACAAAAUUUUUUAAUUAAGACUGGUCGACCAGUAUAAAAAAGGGAAAACAUGCAAAAAAAACAGUCAAAAUUUAGCACAACUUAUUGUUAAGUAUUUGAAACACUGUCCCCAAAAGUGUCGUGUGCAUUAAGAGCCCUUUGAGGCCUUUAAUCACAACCAUGUCGGAUUUUAAACACCACUGAAGUACGAGACACUUUGCUCUGUGCGGUAUGAAAAAAGAUAAACUGCAGCUGAAUUCAUUUUCUAGAUUUCUAGAUACUGCCAAACCGCACUGGUUUUGUGAGAGUACAUCUCUCCAAUUUCCCACCGUGCUGUUUAAAACAUCAGAGUGUUACUGAUUUGGGUGUUACUAUUUAGAGCAUUUCAUUGAUUGCCAUAAAACCAAAGGAAAAUGUGUGCGUAGUAUCAUGUGAUAGAAGCGUGAGAUAUCACGAAUGUGUUCCACCUCAAGACAAAAAGACGAUUGUGUCUCCAGAGAGUGAAAUGGGUUCAGACCCUAGAGGUUUAUACACUACUAAUCUCACAGAGAAUGCAGGUUGUUUAACAGGCUUUAAAAGGGAUUUGGGAAAUUCCUGUAAUUUAUUUGGCAUAUCCCACACCAUGACCAAAGAUAAAGCCUGACUCGCUCCUGAUUAUAAAGCAGAAAUUCCAGUUUUGCCUCGGGGCUUGGUUGUGGAUGAGAACACAAGUUAUUGAAACCAUGUCUUCAACAUUGAAAAAUUCCAUGUUCCUCCAGUGCAUUGCACCACUCUGACUGCACAACUAAGUAGAACGGGUCAGAGUUGAGACAGGAAGUAGCUGUCAGAUCCAACAAGACUAUUUGGCUGCACCCACUCUAAUAAUCGUACUUUUAUUGCCAACCAGCCUUGAUAAAAUUCAUGUUCCACACCCAGUGCAGCUGAUGUAGUGUGGCGCUAUAGUGCAUCAGCUGAGUGUGGUCACAGGUACAGCGGACCACACCUGCAGGGUUUGGUCAGAGGUGUGAGAGACCUUUCAGCUCACACAGGUCAGAGCAGCAACAUUUUCCUCCUCUCACAGUUCAAUGAAAAUCCUGCGACAAACUUAAGGUGCUCGUUAAGUGAAGGCAUCCAAGUGGAAUGCUUACCAGACGAACCAAUGGAGGGUAAAAGUUCAGGACCUUCGUGCUCUGGCCUCAAUCUGGUCGCACACCCACGGGCAAAAAGCAAAGUCUGGAAAUACUUUGGCUUUGACACAGACGCAGACGGCUGUAUAUUGCACUGGAAGCGGAUUUACUGUCGUGUAUGCAUGAGUCAAAUUGCUUACUCUGGAAACACCUCCAAUCUUUCGUACCACCUCGAGAAGAACCACCCUGUCGAAUUCAGUGAGUUUGUGAAGAGCAACACGGAUCAGAUGCGCGAGGCGUUCGCCACGGCGUUCUCCAGGAUAAAGACUGAGCCGUCAAGUGUACACAUUCAGCAACAAUCCCAGGACACAAACCUAAGGCAGAGUUUAGACUACGAAAACAGACGACACAAUGAUCUGACAAUAGCUGUCAUCAACUUUAUCUGUGAGGGGUUGUACCCUGUAUCUCUAGUUGAAGAGCCGACUUUCAAGACCUUAAUGAGUACCGUCGAUCCUGGGUACUCGCCACCAAGCAAAAGUGACCUGGCGGUUAAAAUGCUUCCUCAGAUGUACUGCCGCGCCAGGGACAUGGUCUUUAGUGAGCUUGCUGGGGUUGUGAACUGUGGCGUUACUACAGAUCUUUGGCAAAGCCAAACCCAGAGUAGGACAUACAUUUCACUCUCUAUGCAUUCGGUUAAUUACAAUAGCACAACUGGCUUCACGAUGACCAACAAGUGUCUAAAAACGUUUGAGGUACAAGAGGACAACACAGCCGAGAACAUCACCAGAGCUAUGUAUGAAGCAUUCGUUGAAUGGGGGAUAACUCAUAAAGUCAGUGGUGCCACCACAAAUGGUUCAGUGGACAUUGUCAAAGCGUGCUCCCUCCUCGACCUGUCAGUGGAAAUGCCUUGCCUUGGACAUACAAUAAAUCGUGCGAUGGAUGAAGCCUUCCAGCUGCCACGGGUCGACAGCUUUUUGGGAUGUUGCCGCAAACUUGUCGAUCAUUUCAAAGAACCAACGCUGUAUCUGCUGAGGGAAAAACAGAAGCAGAGUGGCCUCACUCAGUGUGCACUCAUCACAGACAGGGGUCGGUCUUGGUUGGCCACGUUGGCAAUGUUACAGAGACUGAAAGAGCAACAGGUUGCAGUAACUGCAACACUUAUAGAGAGCUCCAGCAGUCAUCAUUUCAACUUUGAUGGCCCUGACUGGGCCUUGUUGGAGGGCUUGAUUGAUGUCCUCCAGCCUUUUAAAGUUGUGGCAAACAUGAUCAGUUCUUGCAAGUACCCAACCAUUAGCAUGGUUAGGCCUGUGCUUCAUAUGCUGUUGAACACCACACUCAAGGUCAAGGAAGGGGACCUCAAAGAGAUUAGCAUGACCAAAGAGGUCAUCUCAAAAGUCCUCUCAAGCACCUAUUCACAGAAUACUCAGCUAUCGCAAGACAUUUCAGCGUUCCUCAACAUAGCUACAUUCUUGGAUCCUCGGUACAAGAAGCUGCCUUUCCUGUCCACUCAGGAGCGUUCCAAAGUUGAGAGUAACAUCAUAGAGGAGGCAAAAGCAAUCCUUGAGAAGCAGAUUGCAGAGCGACCAUGCCUAGAUGAUUUCUCCUUUGUAUCUGACGAGCCACCGAGCAAAAAGCAGACACCUGCGAGAGAGUCUUCAGCCAGCAGUGCAACCCAAGACAACCCUUUGGCUGCCAUAUUUUGUCAGUCAGACGCAGACCAGAGCCAGGAAGAGCUGCAUGCACAGGUGGUCGAGGAGCUGAGCAACUACAAAUCACAAAGAGUCCUAGGUCUGAAUGAAGACCCUUUACUGUGGUGGUCCAGUCAUGCACCUUUGUUCCCCACCCUCCCCAAGGUGCUUCAGAAGUACUGGUGUGUCCCUGCCACAAGUGUACCUUGUCACAGGCUGUUAAGCUCCUCCGGGGCUGUUCUGUGCGGGAAAAGGAACCGCAUAGCUCCGGCUUUAGUCGAUCAGCAGAUCUUCUUGUAUGAGAAUUCACGGAGCUACUAUGUGCCUGAACCCUGUGAGGAUGAGUUGGACGAUGCUUGUGAGGGGAACUGUAACCCGGGCCAGCCACUUGACUGACUGUGUGCUGACAAUUGUAAAAACUCAAAGAAUUUUGAUGACUGAAGCAUUAAAGCAUUAAAAAUAUGAUCAAAGUGUAUCAGUCAGUAGUAUGAAAAUGUAAUGGACCUGUUAUACUAGUGGUUUUAGCUCUUAAAUUGUAUAAAAGGUGUGAAGGCUAAUUUAUAUUCCCUUUAAAUACGAGAAUAGAUUUGUCAAUUUUAAACAGUGUACCUUUAUACUUCCAUGCAUCCUUUAUGUUGACAUAGAUACAAACAAUAGAUGGCACUCGAGGGCGGAGUCAAAACUUUCAUACAACGCUAGCAAGUCUUAGAUUGAUAUGACGAACACUUUGGUUUAUGACUAAAUACCUGCGAAACAAAUGGCAUUGAUGAUAAUGACAUGCUAACAUUAGCAUUAUAGCAUCAUCAGCGAGAACAUGAUGACAUUAGCACUUAACUCAAACAUUUCUGUUCAUGUAUGACUCAAGAUAUUUCGUGUUAAUUGGUAAACUUUCUAAGCAUGGUUAGACCUUUUUCUACAUUGAGUUUUUCUAGGGGGGUAACCGUUCACACAAUUCAUGGUUCAGUUUAGCCCUGUCUCCACCAAACACUUUCGGUAUGGUACCUUUGGAACCAAAAGUACCCUUCAGACAUAGUCUUUCCGUGACUAAAAAAUGUAUUAAUACAUCUCCGAUAUAACGUAUAGGUUAUACACGCUCAAAAACAGGACUAUAACUCAAUACAUUGGGCAUAACUUCCAUUAGAAGACCGUCUUUUGUUGUUUGUUGAAUUCUUAAAAAUCCAGGCUGUAUGUAAAUACAUUGUUAUGUAGGUACGACAGCAUUAACAAUGGAUGUCUUGCUGUGCAGAACAUUUACACAUUAUGAUGUCAAAGAAGUUUGAGAAUAAAGAUUUUGUUUUCAGUAUUUGCCUGACUGGUUGAUGUCCGAACUGAUGCACUGAUACGAACGCUAUCAUUCAUUUUUGUCGUACAAGACAUUCCAGCCUUAUAUAGUCCAAAGAGAUUUAACCUUUACUGUUAAUUACACUGAAAAACAUUUUAAGUCCAGUCAUUUUGAUG